Gracilinanus agilis (Agile Gracile Mouse Opossum) is the source of this 873-nucleotide messenger RNA. It is a transcript of the gene LRRC23, whose product is annotated as leucine rich repeat containing 23. Gene Ontology annotation, molecular function: protein binding. The record is from RefSeq and is a predicted model, not a curated record. NCBI's taxonomy places the organism in Eukaryota, Metazoa, Chordata, Mammalia, Didelphimorphia, Didelphidae. The transcript is spliced from 6 exons. The coding region runs from base 1 to 873 and encodes 290 amino acids.
AUGUCUGAUGAUGAGGACGUGGAUGAAUAUGAUGUGGACCAGGAUGAAACCGACGAGGACAAAGAUAACAAAGAGACGGCAGAAGGGGAGGAGAAGGAGGGAGGAGAAGAACUUGAGGAGAUGUUGCUCCCCAAUCCCAUCACAGAGGAGGUAAUGAAAGAAAGUCUCUCUUUGCUCUGCAAGACAGGCAAUGGACUCUCCCAUGCUUAUGUGAAGUUGGAGGCCAAGGAAAAGGACCUGAGUGACAUUUCUCUGUUGACCUCCUACAUCCACCUGCGUUAUGUGGAUUUGUCUGACAACCGGCUGGUGGACCUGUCGCCCCUCAAUGGCCUGACUCACCUACUCUGGCUCAAGGUCGACAACAACCGGCUACUGAGUGCCCGAUUGACAGAGUUGCCCUAUUUGCAGAUUGCCAGCUUUGCCUAUAACCAAAUCAUGGACACUGAGGGCAUCCUGCAUCCCAGAUUAGUCAGCCUGGAUCUCAAAGGGAACAACAUCAAGAAAGUGACAGGCCUAGACCCCCAAAAACUGGGGAACUUGCAUACGCUUGAGCUCCGAGGAAACCAGCUGGAGAGUACACAAGGAAUCAAACUCCCUAAGCUAAAGAAUCUCUUCUUGGCCCAGAACCAGCUGAAGCAAAUAGAAGGACUUGAAAACCUGGAUCAUCUCACUACAUUGCAUCUUCGGGACAACCAAAUCAGUGUCCUGACUGGCUUCUCUAGUGAAAUGAAGGCCCUGCAGUACCUCAAUCUUCGGCCCUAUCGGGUCCGCUCUCUGCCGGCAGCCUGCCCGCCCGGGAUCUGCAGCGGCCCACGCCCCGCUCCCGGCUCCCGCUCCCUCCGCGCUGCCACCCGUUCUGCCGCAGGAAGGUGA